Neurospora hispaniola is the source of this 440-nucleotide messenger RNA. RefSeq lists its product as uncharacterized. The transcript has a single exon. The record is from RefSeq and is a predicted model, not a curated record. Lineage: Eukaryota; Fungi; Ascomycota; Sordariomycetes; Sordariales; Sordariaceae. The coding region runs from base 76 to 369 and encodes 97 amino acids.
CCUCAAGCCCCUCUCCUCCAUUCAUCCUCCGUAUCACAUCCGAUCCUAGGUCGGUCAGAUUGCCAGCAUUUGCCCAUGCUCCCUUACACCGCUUCCGGCGGCCGGCGCAUGUCUCCAGAGAAGGAAGCAUCUCCCCAAGACUCCAGCCCCCCCACCCCCAUCGGAGGAGGAAGACGUGAGCUCGUUAGCGCACCCCAGCUUUCUACACUUGCCACAUUCACUGUUGCCAUUCAGGAACCAGCACCGCAAGUGACUGUUGCCGCCUGCAUCCAAGAGAUUGCAUGUCACUGUCACAACCGCGAUGUCGGCGAAUUGCCAAAGAACACGAUGGCUCCCUCUAAUACUGCGUACCCGACGGCGAGUGGAUAGUGCUUGCCGUUCUUGAUGCGUGGGGGGCUUGCUUGCUUCUCCCUGACUGCUGCUUGUUCGAUGGAAUCCUA